AUGUCAUACAUAUAUUUCCGCUAUGACGAACUCGGUACCCCAUCUACCUCGACAAUGGCCAAAGACGAAAAAGAAUCUGAUGUGGAUCAAAGCUUUGUCUCCGAUUCGCGCUCAGAAGCAGCCGAUCUGCCAUCGGAACGUGAAGAACCACGAUCUGAAGACACCGUAACACCGACAACACCGCAUGACACAAAGGCAAGUGUUGCUUUGCUCCCAGUGUGUAUGUUUGUCUGUAGACAGCUGUGCUAA
Messenger RNA from Strongylus vulgaris, 249 nucleotides. The record is from the annotation of a GenBank genome assembly. NCBI's taxonomy places the organism in Eukaryota, Metazoa, Nematoda, Chromadorea, Rhabditida, Strongylidae.